CGUAGGUCAUCGUAGGUCGGAAUGGCUGUUUGCUGUUCUCACGGGGCUCUCAUGCUGGCAGCCUGGGUGGGAUGCGCUGCCCCUGGGCUGCUCAUCGCCACUUUUUAUCGUAAGGCCUUUCCGAAAUUCAAAGUAUUCGACAAGGACUUCUGGUUUGCGGCUCAUUGGUCGUUGAUGGUGCUGACCGCGAUCUUCACGUUGGCUGGUUCCGUCGUGAUCUACGACCUCGAAAAGUGGAAGCAAGAUGAUGACCCUCACUCCGUCCUGGGUCUCUUCGUCUGCCUCCUUGCCUCCGUUCAACCGCUGAUGGGGGUUUUCAGACCGAGACCAACGCACAAGUGGAGACCGGCCUUCAACUGGGUGCAUUGGGCAGUGGGGCACGUCGUCAUCUUGCUCGCAUGUGAGGUCAUGGCAGGUGAAGUAGACGAUAAGAAAGAGUCAGUCGACUUCAAUUGUUUCCUAGCCUUCGGCAUGAAGAAAAUCGCCCAGCCUGUCCAGGAUUACUACCUAAUGGGAUUCUACGUCUUCUUCUAUUUCUUCGUCUAUGUCUCGCUCCAGAAGCUGGAGAAGCAAGCGAGCAGUGCAGCAGGGGUCCCGACGAACCAAGUGGUUCCCGUCAUGACACUCACUCGACGCUGGCGGUCCAUGGAUAAUCUCCAGCCUAGGGGGAAAUCUCAGGAGGAGACGGCGAAGAAGCUUAUCCUGAUCGUGAGCCUGGCGACGUCCUGGACCGUGGUGAUCUGCCUCUCCCUCAUGGUCACCCAUCGAUGGCCCAUGUUCCACGAGGAUGACGACAGGGGCUCCGAGGGGGGGAAAAUCCUCCCUCCCAUCAAAUGAUCUCAGACUCUCGAACUCGGAAGAUUCGCUUUUCGUAUUCUCUUGGACGCGGUUCCUCUGGCGUUUCCCUUUUUAAUGGAAGAAAAAAUACCGUAGAAAUCAAGUAAAUUGUCGGAAUCGCCCCAUACACAGAACCCACAAUGAUUCCAGUCUCCCCACCUCUUCAGGUCCAUUGAGGCCUGAAUUCACGGUUAAGACGCUUCUACGUCAUGAAUCACGCUGUAAGCCAUAGCAGGAUUGAAGAGAGCUCCAGAAUAAAUUGUAUGCAUCUCGCUGGACUCAUUCUGCAUCACAAUGA
This is a messenger RNA of Darwinula stevensoni, 1135 nucleotides long. The record is from the annotation of a GenBank genome assembly. NCBI's taxonomy places the organism in Eukaryota, Metazoa, Arthropoda, Ostracoda, Podocopida, Darwinulidae.